AUGGCGAAGGUCAACGCAAACGUCUCCUCCUCGCGUCGCAAGUCGCGCAAGGCGCACUUCAGCGCUCCUUCCAGCGUCCGCCGCAACAUUCUGAGCGCCCCGCUCAGCAAGGAGCUCCGCGAGAAGUACAACGUCCGGAGCAUCCCCAUUCGCAAGGAUGACGAGGUUCAGAUCGUCCGCGGUCUGAACAAGGACAAGGAGGGCAAAGUGACCUCGGUGUACCGCCUGAAAUAUGUCAUCCACGUCGAGCGCGUCACCCGCGACAAGGCCACCGGCCAGAGCGUGCCCCUGGGCAUCCACCCCAGCAACGUGGUCAUCACCAAGCUCAAGCUCGACAAGGACCGUGAGGACAUCCUGGCCCGCAUCAAGGCCGGCCGCGACCAGGUCGCUCGCGCCAAGAAGAGCAAGGCUUGA
Dichotomopilus funicola is the source of this 414-nucleotide messenger RNA. Its product is annotated as translation protein SH3-like domain-containing protein. NCBI's taxonomy places the organism in Eukaryota, Fungi, Ascomycota, Sordariomycetes, Sordariales, Chaetomiaceae. Gene Ontology annotation, cellular component: cytosolic large ribosomal subunit. Gene Ontology annotation, molecular function: RNA binding; structural constituent of ribosome. The coding region runs from base 1 to 414 and encodes 137 amino acids. The record is from RefSeq and is a predicted model, not a curated record. Gene Ontology annotation, biological process: cytoplasmic translation; ribosomal large subunit biogenesis. The transcript is spliced from 3 exons.